AUGAGGUCUCCAGUGCAGGGACGACCGCUGAUACUAUACACAGCCUCCAGUGACGUUGCCAUUGGAGCCCUAUUAGUUCAGGAAGAUGAAGAAGGCGUCGAGCAUCUGAUAUACUAUUACAGCCGAACCAUGAAGGAUGCUCAACUCAGAUACCCAAAAGCUGAAAGAGCAUGCCUGGCGUUAGCUCAUGCAAUACAAAGAUUCAGGAAUUAUUUACUCUCCAACAGAGUCGUGCUUGUAUCCAAAGCUGAUCCCAUAAAGUUUUUGCUCUCAAAACCUGCUCUGAUAGGAAGACCUGGGAAGUGGAUGCUUCAGAUGUCAGAAUUCGACAUAGUAUGUGUUUCCCCCAAAGCAAUCAAAGGUCAAGCAGUAGCAGAUUUACUGGCGGCCUUCCCAAGAGAAGAUUCCGCGACGUUACAAGAUGAUGUACCAGGAGAACUGCCAGGAAUCUCAGUCGUUAAAGAGGAAACAUGGCUGUUGUAUUUUGAUGGAUCCGCCACUCCUAGCAAUGAUACCGGAGGAGCAGGAUUAUCCUUAGCUAAACAAGCAGGAGAAAUGCAUCUGGAGAUUAGAGGAGAUUCAAAGAUGCUAGUUAAUCAAAUAAAUGGGGUGUACUCUCUCAAAGAGAUAACACUUGCUCAAUUCAGAGCUGGAGCACAGCGACUCCUGACUCAUUUCGCCGACACGACCAUCACCCAUACUGGCCGGAUCAACAACAGGCAUGCUGAUUUCUUAACAACCCUUGCCUCCAAGUUGCAAUUCGAAGGGUUAGAGAAAGCUAUCAUAGUGCAAAGACGAACUGUAUCAUCCACGUGGCUUAAUCAAACUGAAGAAGAUCAAGCAAAUGACUGGAAAGCACCUAUCAUUCAUGAACUGAGCAGCUCCAUUACAGAAGGGACAAUCAGCCUUAAAGAGAUGAAGAACUUCUUCUUGCUUCAUGGGGCCUUAUACCAUCGCAACCCCGAUGCCUCUCUAUCACGAUGCCUGGGUGAUGAAGAAGCGAAAGAGAAACUCGAAAGUGUACAUCAAGAAGUGUGUGACAGACACUGGUAA
Molecule: messenger RNA, 1053 nt
Organism: Papaver somniferum (opium poppy)
Lineage: Eukaryota; Viridiplantae; Streptophyta; Magnoliopsida; Ranunculales; Papaveraceae
Exons: 2
Coding region: 1-1053 (350 amino acids)
Molecular function (GO): RNA-DNA hybrid ribonuclease activity; nucleic acid binding
Source: RefSeq, a predicted model, not a curated record